Molecule: messenger RNA, 930 nt
Organism: Colletotrichum karsti
Lineage: Eukaryota; Fungi; Ascomycota; Sordariomycetes; Glomerellales; Glomerellaceae
Product: LysM domain-containing protein
Exons: 2
Coding region: 1-930 (309 amino acids)
Cellular component (GO): cytoplasm; nucleus
Molecular function (GO): heat shock protein binding
Source: RefSeq, a predicted model, not a curated record
AUGUCAUCUCCCGCUUCCGACGACCUUGUGGAUGGCGAGCCCCCCGCGAUUGACCCCUACGGGAUUCUUGGACUCGAGCGUGAAGCCACGGCUGACCAGGUCAAGUCGGCGUACCGCAAGGCGGCACUCAAGAACCAUCCCGACAAAGUCUCCGAUGACCAAAGAGACGAGGCAAAGGAAAGAUUCCAAUCCAUCGCCUUCGCAUACGCCAUCCUUUCAGACCCUGCCCGACGCAAGCGCUAUGACACAACCGGCUCGACUUCCGAGUCCAUCAUCGACUCCGAGGGCUUCAACUGGUCCGACUACUACCGCGAGCAGUUCCGCGAUGCCAUCUCCGCCGACGCCAUCGAGAAGUUUGCCAAGAAGUACAAGGGUUCAGACGAGGAGAAGGAUGAUAUUCUGAUUGCCUACGAGAACGCCAAGGGCGAUAUGGACAAGAUCUACGAGUCGGUAAUGCUGAGUGAUGUUUUGGAGGACGACGAGCGUUUCCGCAAGAUCAUCGACGAGGCCAUCGCCAGUGAAGACGUCCAGGGAUACAAGAGGUACACCAAGGAGAGCAAGCUGUCCAAGGCUGCACGCGUCAAAGCCGCGAAGGGCGAGGCGGAGGAGGCAGAGGAGUAUGCCAAAGAGCUGGGCGUUCACGACAAGCUUUUCGGUGAUAAGAAAGGAAAGGGGAAGAAGAAGGCCAAGGACGGUGGCGAGGACGAUCUGGCAGCCCUGAUCAAGAGCAACCAGCAGAAGCGCGCGGGCUUCCUGGACGACCUGGCUGCCAAGUACGGAGCUACGAGUCAGCCGAAGAAGGGCAAGAAGAGGGCGGUCAUGGAGGAGGAGCCUUCGGAAGAAGCCUUCCAGGCCGCCGCCGCCCGGUUGAAGAAGCCAAAGGCGGAGGAGAGCAAACCCGCAAGGGCUGGUAGAAGAUCGAAGCGGUAA